UGUAUUAUUUUCCAUACAAGCGAUUAUAAACCUACUUUUGCCCCAUCCUUAAUAUAUAUGAUAGAAGAAAAUCUUUAUUUUGAAUAAAGAUUUAAAUUGAAUCCAGAGGUAUUUUCAACUAUUUAAAAAGAUAGCUCUCCCAAAGGUAUCCUUAUAAAAAGUAGAUGAAUAAUAUGUCUUUCAACUUGACAGAACUUAAGAAAAUGAGUCACAAGAUGAGUCAAGAGAGUGAGGUUUGUUUUUAUUCCCCUUGUCCAUCUGUUUUAAAGGGAGUAUGAUACCAAGCAGUAGGGGAAAAAAUCUUUGAUGAAAUUUGAUGUCAGAAGUUGGAAUUUGUUCUUUAAUAUUUAACUUGUACUAAGUGAAGAUCUGAAACAUUUAAUGAUGCUGCCAAGAUGGAUUUGAUCUGUUUUAGAGAUUUGUGCCUAAUUUUUAGGAGAUUUGUAAAUGCUAUUUCAAGACUUGAGACCUGCUUCAUACUUUAGAAUAUGUUUAGUUCUUUAAUACUUCUAGUCCGCAGUGCUGGCAAGUGGGAAUGCUGAUUGACUGCUUCUGUGGCAACAGUAACACCCAAAUAAGUCACUCUGUUCCUUCCAUCCCUAAAAGAGGUAUUUUUAUCAUUGUUUUUGAAAGCUAGCUUCCUUAGAUCUUGGCUUUUAAAAAUAUUUAUGGCAUUGCCUUCUAAACUAGCCACUUAAGAAUAUUUUAAUUGUUUAGGUAUAGAUUCCUUCAUUGCCCAGCUAGUCCCAACUAGAUAAGAAGUACUGAGUAAUGUAGGGUGUCUUACUCGUCAUUGUAAUCCAGGCAGGAAGGGAUGGACUGAAAGGAGGGAAUAAAUGGGUGGUUGGAGAAUAAAUAGGUACUGUCUUCUUAAAGAAGCUCAAGGUGAAUUUUGGCUGCGUGAAGUAUGUGAAAAUGGUAUGAAUAGGUGAUUAGAUAGAGCUUGUUCCCUUCAGGUUAUACCUCAGAUUCUUUUUAAAAGGCCAGUUAUUGGGGCGGGCGAGGUGGGGGAGGGGCGGACACCGCGGCAGCUGAUCAGGCGGCCUCAGGCUCCGAACGUGGCAGCUACGGUGGUCGGAGUGAGUCAACUGCGGCCGCGUGCGUCAUGGACUCCGACCCCAAUGAGUAUGAGCUCAACGGUAACCUGCAGCUGGAUUCGCUCGACGCCCCUCCAGACGCCAUGCCCCGUAGGCCCCUCAACAUGAACAAUUAUGCUAAUAAGAAGAGCGUAGCAGAGGGCAUGCUGGACGUCGCUCUGCUGAUGGCCAACGCCUCGCAGCUGAAUACCGUCAUCACGGAGGGCCCCGACUUGCGCUUCUAUGUCACCUUCGUGGUCCUCAUCUCCAUCUCUCUCGUGCUGGAGAUCACUUUGGUCGUGCUGCUCAUCUUCCUGGUCAAGACCAACCUCAACAACCCAGCCAAGCAUGCCCAGUUGAUAUUCUUCAACAACAUGGCCACUGGCCUUGUCUUCAUCAUUGUUGUGGUCAACAUCUUCAUCACUGCCUUUGGCAUCUAGCACUUGUAGUGGACCUGGGGCCCUGGCAGUAGGUCUCAGAAGCCCUGGACUGUGCCGGGCCAUAGCCACACACUCCAGAAACUGCCUUGGGGCCCACCUGCCUCUUUGCUGCACACCCUGAAAAUGCCAGUCAGGACUAGCCUGGAGAACAGUCUGGCCUGUUGUGUGUGUGUGUCCUGCUCCAUCCUUGGCUCCUCCUCAUCUGAAGCAGGGGCAGCGAGGCCCCAGAGGCAGAGCUAUAGAUCCCCAAGCAGGGCCAUGGCCAACAUAGACACGCAACAGGUUUGAGGGGGUGCAGUUAGGGACUAGGGCCAGCCUUAGUCCUGGGAUAUUUCUAGAAGGACAGGAUAUGUCCCUCCUCAGCCAACCUUUCUGCUGGGGGACCUGUUGCCCCUGCCUUUCCUGACUUGGUACAAUGGACUACCAGCUCCUGUGGCACUGCUGUGGCCAUGGACCAUUCGCACACCUUCCACCAGCCCCACUUUUCUAAGCACAAAUGGCCAAUAAAAUGAAUGCUUCUCCUGUGCAGCUUCUAGCACCAAUUUCCUUCCUGCACCUGCCUGAGGCCCUGCCUGUACUGAUCUCUCCUCCGGUCAGGGCAGUCAUGGGGACAUGGUUGACACCUCGGGGCCUUCUCCAGGAUCAGGAACUUGAGUGUCUCCUUGGCAACUUGGCAUCUCCAGUCAGGUUUCCAGGUAGAGACCAGGGUCUUGGGUCUCCAUUGUCCCAGUGUCUUUAUUUUUAUAGAACGGUUUAAAGAGCUCCCGUAGCCCUUGCUGGUUUGAUUCAGUGAAUAGAGCCUGUGGACCAAAGGGUUCUGGGUUUGAUUCUGGUCAAGGACACGUACUUUGGUUGCAAGUUUAUCCCCAGCCCAAGCCCUGGUUGAGGCUACUACAGGAAGCAACCAAUAGAUAUAUUUCUCUCACAUCAAUAUUUCUCUGUCUUUCCCUCUCUCU
This is a messenger RNA of Pipistrellus kuhlii (Kuhl's pipistrelle), 2472 nucleotides long. Its product is annotated as ninjurin-1-like. The transcript has a single exon. The record is from RefSeq and is a predicted model, not a curated record. Gene Ontology annotation, biological process: tissue regeneration; cell adhesion. The coding region runs from base 1106 to 1516 and encodes 136 amino acids. Lineage: Eukaryota; Metazoa; Chordata; Mammalia; Chiroptera; Vespertilionidae. Gene Ontology annotation, cellular component: membrane.